This is a messenger RNA of Chenopodium quinoa (quinoa), 2379 nucleotides long. Its product is annotated as protein HOTHEAD-like. NCBI's taxonomy places the organism in Eukaryota, Viridiplantae, Streptophyta, Magnoliopsida, Caryophyllales, Amaranthaceae. The transcript has 6 exons. Gene Ontology annotation, molecular function: flavin adenine dinucleotide binding; oxidoreductase activity, acting on CH-OH group of donors. Bases 378 to 2123 code for a protein of 581 amino acids. The record is from RefSeq and is a predicted model, not a curated record.
AAAUUUGUACUUUCUCAGUGUCAAAUACUUGAGUAGUAAAAUAUUUAUUAUAGAUACCUUGUACUCAAACCUAAACUACCAAGUACAAACUUAACAAUUAAUGUCUCCAAAAUUAGUUGCAACAAUCAAUUUUAAUCCACCACCUAAGCAUUAAGCAUUGCUCUUUCUCUCUCUCCUAUCAACCUCUAAAAUUGUGACUCUUUGAGAGGGACAAAAAGAGAGAGGGGGUGUGUAUGUUUGUUCAAAUAUUUUGCUAAUUCUACUCUCUCUAUCUCACCUCCCCCCCCCAAGAAAAAAAAAAAAAAAAAACCUUGAAAUUCGAUCGGUAUCCAUAUACUCCACGUUGUAUAAAGUUGCUUGAAAAGAUUUUAACAAAAAUGAGUAAGUCAGUUGGAAGGCUAAUUGGGUGGUGGAGAGUGUUGGUUGCUGCUUCUUUCUUCUUUCAUGGCCUUUCUUCUUCUGAUAAAGCUCCCAACUAUAGCUUUGUCCAUAAUGCAACAACAGCACCAACAACCUCCUAUUACGACUACAUAAUUGUUGGGGGCGGGACGGCCGGGUGUCCCUUAGCUGCAACGUUAUCUCAUAACGCGACCGUGUUACUCCUAGAGCGAGGGGGCUCACCGUAUGGAAACUCGAACAUAACCCUACUCUCCUCAUUUGGGUCCGCCCUCUCGGACCUCUCCCCAACUUCCCCGUCCCAACGAUUUAUAUCUGAGGACGGGGUUAUUAAUGCAAGGGCCCGUGUCCUAGGGGGCGGGUCCUGCCUCAAUGCCGGGUUCUACACCCGUGCAGGACCCGGCUAUGUACGAGACGUGGGGUGGGACUCACGUCUUGUAAACGAGUCGUACCACUGGGUUGAGGACGUGGUGGCGUUUGAGCCCCCAAUGAGGGAAUGGCAAACAGCCGUUAGGGAUGGUCUACUACAAGCUGGAAUAGUCCCUAAUAAUGGGUUCACUUAUGAUCAUAUUAAUGGGACUAAAGUUGGUGGGACCAUCUUUGAUAGAGAUGGUAAUAGGCAUACUGCGGCUAAUUUGUUGGGCUAUGCCAAUCCCCAAGGAAUUAAUGUGCUCUUACAUGCUACUGUCCACAAGAUCUUGUUUAAAACAAAAGGGGUGGCGAGGCCACAAGCCCACGGGGUGCGAUUUGUGGAUGCACAAGGGGUACGACACACGGCCUACUUAAAGUCCGGGUCUAAAAGUGAAGUUAUAAUUUCAGCUGGAGCAUUAGGAAGUCCACAAUUGCUAAUGCUUAGUGGAGUUGGCCCAGCAGAUCAUCUUAAGUCCUACAAUAUUAGCCUAGUUUUGGAUCAGCCCAUGGUUGGGCAGGGUAUGAGAGACAAUCCAAUGAAUGCAAUUUACAUCCCUUCUCCUCUUCCUGUGGAGGUCUCCCUCAUCCAAGUCGUUGGCAUCACCCCCUUUGGCAGCUACAUUGAGGCUGCUAGCGGCGAGAACUUUGGUGGCAGCAACACCCAUCCUAGAGACUUUGGCAUGCUCUCUCCAAAGAUUGGUCAACUAUCAGUAGUACCACCAAAGCAAAGAACCCCAGAGGCAUUAGCCGAGGCCAUAGAGCAAAUGUCCAACCUACCAGACAUAGCCUUCCAAGGCGGGUUCAUACUCGAAAAAAUAAUGGGUCCAAUAUCAACAGGUCACCUCGAGCUUCAAAGUCUCAACCCAAACGACAACCCAUCAGUAACCUUCAACUACUUCCAAGAACCCGAGGACCUACAAAGGUGUGUGCAAGGGCUCCAAACCAUUGAAAAAGUAAUAGAAUCUCAACCAUUUUCUAAGUUCAAGUAUCAAGGUAUAUCAGUUCAUACACUCCUCAAUAUGACUGCUAGCACCCCUGUAAACUUGCUGCCUCACCACGCCAACGUAUCAACCUCGCUCGAGCAGUUCUGCAAGGACACAGUCAUGACUAUCUGGCAUUACCAUGGAGGUUGUCUGGUUGGAAGAGUAGUGGAUUCGGAUUAUAAGGUUAUCGGAAUUGAUUCAUUACGAGUGAUUGAUGGAUCAACCUUUUAUUACUCCCCUGGGACUAAUCCUCAGGCUACUGUUAUGAUGCUUGGAAGGUACAUGGGAGUAAGGAUAUUAAGAGACAGAUUAGAGAGCCAAGGGAAAAAAUGAGCUUGACAAUCAUUAAUAAAGAUCAAUGAUCAUGGAUGAUUAUUACAAGAUGAUGCAGUUUUAUUUUCUUUUAAAAAAAAAAUCCCAAUUUGUUGUUCUCAAAACAAAUUUUGAGAUCUUAAAUUGUUACUGUAAUAAUUGUAUCACAUUUUCUCUUAUUCUUGGAAAAGUAUCAUAUCUAUGCUAUAAAAUUUGUAAUAUUUAGCAUUAUCAGCAACUUCCAACUUUGUUCAAUCUAAUGAGAAUACGAAGUAUC